Molecule: messenger RNA, 2599 nt
Organism: Pocillopora verrucosa
Lineage: Eukaryota; Metazoa; Cnidaria; Anthozoa; Scleractinia; Pocilloporidae
Product: protein MCM10 homolog
Biological process (GO): DNA replication initiation; DNA replication
Cellular component (GO): nucleus; nuclear replication fork
Molecular function (GO): single-stranded DNA binding; DNA replication origin binding
Source: RefSeq, a predicted model, not a curated record
ACCAGGUUGAGUAGUGCAUUACAGUUUGAAGGAAUGUUUUGAUCUUGAUUGGAUAUUUAUUCUUAUUUUCAUCGAUAUGGAAGACCAUGAUCUAGACGAUCUUGACCUUUUGGCAAGUCUUGUCGAUAGUGAUUCUGAAUUGCUUGACGAUGGUAGCCUUCUGGAAGCAAUUCCAUCGAAUGCUUCAUCGCGAUCGCCAACAGAAACACAGCCAAGAGCCAAUGAACAAGGCAUACGAUCUGGAACAACAUCGAAUUUGACCAUGGAAGAAAUGGCAGCGCAAAUGGCUAGCAUGGAAGAAUACAUAAAAAAGCUUGAAGCAGAAAAAGCUGUUUUGUUAUCACCAACAACACUGAAUAAUGAAAUUAGAUCUGGCUCUUCUAAAGAAGAACAAGAGUUCAAAUUAAGUGAGAAAAAGAGCUCAAAGCAAGACAAGAGCCAGCAGAUGCUGUUUUCAAAGGACAACAAAAGAACAGCCCAUGCUCCAGCACACUGUAUUAACAAGACAGUUUCCCCAGAUUCUUCUGCUGGGCCUUGCAAUUCUACAAAACAAAAAGCUCCUGAAAAAUCAUCUUCAACAAGAAUGAAACCUGAAAAUGGCCUGGGUACAAAAGGCUCAGGGACUACCAGAAGACUGACUGCACAAGAUGAAAACCCCAACAAUGGAAAAAUGGCUACAGGAAAGAAAAAAGCUACAGUUGAAACAGAGACUAGAACAGGAAAGUCAACAGAUGAUGAAGACUUUUCUCGUGAUAGGUUUUCCAGUUUACGAAUUAUUAAUCCACUGAUUUCAUCAGUUGUUAUGGAGAAGAGGAUGGAAGGACGCAGAAUGGUGAAGAUUUCACAGAUAUCAACCAAGAUUAAGGGAAAUAAUGAUAUUGAUGGGGACUGGGUGACAAUUGGUGUUAUAGUUCAAAAGAUGCCUCCAAAGAAAAGCUCAAAUGGGCAAACUUAUGGUAUAUGGAAACUCUCAGAUCUUGGCCCUAACACCAGCAAUGAAAUUGUUGCAUUGUUUCUCUUUGGUGAUGUAUACAAAGAGCACUGGAAGACAACUGAAGGGAGUGUUGUGGCUCUUCUUAAUGCAUCCCUUCUACCUGCGAAAGAGAAGAAUUCUAAAGACCUGGCUCUCACUUUGGACAAUGCCAGAAAACUUAUGCUGAUGGGAAUAUCCAAAGAUCUUGGCAAAUGCAGAGGACUCAAAAAGUCAGAUAAUCGCCCGUGUACAAAUUUUAUCAACAGGCAACAUGGUGAGUUCUGUGAAUACCAUGUCCAAGCAGCCUACCAUUCAAUGAGGGCUCAAAGAAUGGAAUGCCAGACAGGGUAUGGUCCCUCAGGUAAAGCACCAUUAAUGAAGAAGUUUAAGAAAGACCUCAAUACUUCAACCUUCAUGUAUCAAGGACGCACAGUGAAUGCGUCUAGUCACAAUACCGACCACAAGAAGAAAAAUGUUUCACUGAAGAGUCUUAAUAUAGGUAAAAGAAAUGGAUCUACUGAGGCAAUGGCAAAAGGUGAUUCAGUUCAUCAAAAGGGAAAUAAGAGCAAUCCUACUGCUGAACAUUCAGACUUCUUAGUACAGCUUCUUGAAAUGCCAACAGUUGGCUCCAGAAAUCUGAUCAGACAUUUAAACCAAGACGAGGAACAAAAAAAGCCAGAGGAAGAGAGAAAGCCCACAAUGUCUGCUUCAGAGCUCUUAAAAGCGCAUGAAAAGGAACUUAAACGAGUGAAGUCUUCGUCCACGGGCACACUUGGAGCACCCAUGUUAGGGCGUGGUCUGGCGCCAGGAUCGGAUCUCUUCUUUGAUGGUUCACCCAAGUUCGGGAAACGGAAAUUAAAUGAUACAGAGAGAGCAAAGCUCAAAGCUUUGUCACUUGUGAAACAGAAAGGACCUAUAGAAAAGGAUGACCCAAAUGCUGUUCGCAAAAAGUUAUCUCCAAAGGCGCAGGAGGAAAUUCAAAAGAAAGCGUUUGAAGAUAGCAGCAAAGAAAAUGAUGAUGGAAAUGUAGAUCAAGACUCAAGGAAAAAAAGAAGACGAAUUUUGGGACCAGAGUUUGGAUCAAUAGAUCUGACUUCCGAAGAAGGUAAAAAACUACUGGCUGCAAAAUCACAGCAUGUUGGUGCCGUGCGAGAGGCUGAGGCCGAGAGAGAGGAAAAAUACUUCAACGAACUGGAGAAGAAAGAAAGACUGGAGGAUAAAAUGAAGACGAUUACAGAGCUCAAAGUAAAAGUGGUCUGCUGUAAACAGUGUAAUUACGUAGCAGAGGGUGCCUCAGAACUCUGCCACAAGGAAAAGCAUGCGCUGAAGUAUUGUAAGGCUCUGAAGAAGUUCUUCGUGUGUAAAGACUGCAAAACUCGCACUGUAUCAUAUGGAUCGCCAAUUCCUAAACAUCCUUGCAGGCAAUGCGGUGCUACAAACUAUCAGAAAACAUCCAUUUACAAGGAAACGGAAGGCCCGAAGAUAGCAGGGGAAACUCUACUCGUUAGAGGGGAAGAACUUCCAAAAUUUCUUAACAGUCUUUAAAAGCUCUUCAGGAGUUGCAGUGAAAUAUUUUUACUAGAGAAUUGUUAUAUUACCAUAUGAAUGAAACAGUUUUCACCUGCA